AUAGUGUUCGUAGUGGCCCUUAAAACCUAACCGCACCCAGACAACGUAAAACCUGAAGAUCUCGUUACGUUGCGUUGCAGCCAUGCCUAUAAUUUUAUAUUACCACCCCUUAUCGCAGCCGAGUCGUGCAAUCGUGCUGUUUUGCCGACUGAACAAAAUAGAUCAUGAGGCCAAGGUGAUCGAUUUAAUGAAAGACGAACAUAAAUCGCCCGAGUACACAGCUAUCCAGCCCUCACAAGUUGUGCCAGCAAUCAAAGAUGGUGACUUUUGUCUUGGAGAAAGCACUGCCAUUGUAAGGUAUCUUGCGACCAAGUACAAGGUAGCUGACCACUGGUAUCCAGCUGACCUCAAGGCUAGGGCACGAGUAGAUGCCUACCUGGCCUGGCAACACACCGGUCUCAGGAAAGCAGGCUGCGAUGUUAUGAUAAAUGAGGUGUUUACUCCAAUGUUUACUGGUAAAAAAGAUCAAGAGGCCGUCGACAAGUACGUCAAGAUUGCCGAAGCAACUAUUGGGAAAAUGAACAAGAUCUUCUUAAAGGGACAGAGGUUCUUGUGUGGAGAGGAAAUAUCAAUUGCUGACUUGUUCGCAAUAUGCGAGUUAAUACAACCGCUCUCAUGCCCGUCUGGCAAAGAUUUACUGAAGAACCAACCAGAAAUAGCUGAGUGGAUGAAACGGGUGGAAGCUAUCCUCAACCCAGACUAUGACGAAAUGAACAAGCAGUUGAAGAUGACGUGCGAACAAGCAUAACUUAGUGCACAUUAAAAUUCCACCGAAGUGAUACAUAGGCAAGACGAAAGUACUAGUAGUUGGUUCAUUUUAUUUGGUUGCAUUUAAUGUCUACUCAAGAGAUAUUUUAACGAGAAAUGAAAGAUACUUUUGUAUUUUGUAAAUACUGAACUGCAGUAAUACAAAUACAAUCUAUAUUGACAACUAAAUCCUAAAUGGCCUAUUCCAUGUCAUGUAGAGAAUUUAGGCAAUUAUUACAAAAUACCCGGUACCUGUACAAUGAUAGAUAAAUGCGCCGUAGGCCUAGUAUUUUCUAAAACAUUAACUGUAAAAUUACUUGAAAAGUUACAAGAGAACCAAACUAGUUAAUUACUAAACAACAGGAGUUAAUGGAGCGUAACUUAGGCCUAUACAUCAUAAUCUUAUUAUGACAUUAUCUGUAGGCCUGUUUGUUUUUACACAAUUUAUGUAUGUUAUAACCUUUUAAUUCAUAAUAAUCAAGAUUCCACAUCAACAUAUUCACUUUAAAUCAUACUGACAUCUAGACCUACUUAACUGUAACAUAGUAAUUAUGAUAUAAUAUGAUAGUAGGGCCUACAUUGUAGCAAAUGCGGGAUUUUCGAAAUUUUCAAAUAAAGCAGUAUACUUCACAUGUGUUUACUGCUCAUUCUUUUAUUGAAUUUCAUGUGUAAACAAGAUCACAUUGCACACUAUAGAAUUGAGCAGGCUGUUUUUAACGUGAACUUAAAAAAAA
Anneissia japonica is the source of this 1481-nucleotide messenger RNA. Its product is annotated as glutathione S-transferase theta-1-like. Gene Ontology annotation, cellular component: cytoplasm. Bases 83 to 748 code for a protein of 221 amino acids. NCBI's taxonomy places the organism in Eukaryota, Metazoa, Echinodermata, Crinoidea, Comatulida, Comatulidae. Gene Ontology annotation, molecular function: glutathione transferase activity. The transcript is spliced from 5 exons. Gene Ontology annotation, biological process: glutathione metabolic process. The record is from RefSeq and is a predicted model, not a curated record.